UACAGUCUGCAAUCUACCAAGUGUAGACACGACCAGCCAACCAAACGAAAGACUGUCAUCGACACGAUACUGCUCAUCCUUCUCCCUCUUACCACAAGGUCCACAGCGCAGUCAGCUCGCCUGCUCUCUGAAUAUAGUGGUUUGUAAGUGUACCUAUUUUGAGUUGUGGUGGUGGUGAAGUUUCGCGACUUUAAAUGGGUCCUAUUACGCUAGCCGCCGAUGCCAAAAGCUCUUCAGUCGCUUCAUUAGAUGCACGUGAGAGGACAAUGCGAAACUCACAGCUAGAAAGAAGACAGUCUUUUGCAUCAGUCAACGUGGGAGAAGAAAAGCCAUUUGACUUUAUUCGUACUUUCUUUGAGGGUGUUAUAGCAGGAGGUACAGCUGGUGUUGUUGUUGAGACAGCUUUAUAUCCAAUUGACACUAUAAAGACACGGCUACAGGCUGCACAUGGCGGCGCAAAAAUAAAUUUGAAGGGCCUUUAUUCUGGAUUGACUGGAAAUCUUGCUGGUGUCUUACCGGCUUCUGCUGUAUUUGUCGGUGUCUAUGAACCUGCAAAGCAGAAAUUGUUAAAGAUGUUUCCCGAAAAUCUUAGUGCUGCAGCUCAUUUUACUGCGGGGGCUAUAGGAGGCAUUGCUGCUUCUCUCAUUCGUGUUCCAACUGAGGUUGUUAAGCAAAGGAUGCAGACCGGACAAUUUACUUCAGCUCCUGAUGCUGUACGCCUUAUUGUUUCUAAGGAGGGUUUCAAAGGACUCUAUGCGGGAUAUGGAUCUUUCCUAUUACGAGAUUUACCAUUCGAUGCAAUUCAAUUUUGCAUCUAUGAACAGCUUCGGAUAGGUUACAAGGCAGCAGCAAAGAGAGAUCUAAAUGAUCCUGAGAAUGCCAUCAUUGGUGCUUUUGCUGGUGCACUAACUGGGGCUAUAACCACUCUUGAUGUGAUUAAGACAAGGCUGAUGAUUCAGGGAUCUGCAAACCAGUACAAAGGAGUAUUUGAUUGUGUUCAAACUAUCGUUAGGGAAGAAGGACCUCCUGCUCUAUUGAAGGGCAUUGGGCCAAGAGUACUGUGGAUAGGCAUAGGUGGCUCAAUCUUUUUUGGCGUCCUUGAGAGCACGAAGCGGUCCCUCGCUCAGAGGCGUCCCACGCCUCAUCAAAACUCAAAUACUAAGCAGGAUUAAAUUUUAGUGGAAUGGUAAACCUGCGUCCACAGAGAGAGAGAGAGAGAGAGAGAGAGAGUUCUCUUCAAUUUUGUUUCUAUUGUUUAGGAUCUGAGAUGUUGAAGGUACGAUAAUGACGUCUGGCUAUGGUUCCUGCCUCCAUGAUGCCACUAGUUCUCAUGCAAGUGAAAUUAGCACUGGAAUGAUAUCCGAGCUUCAUUUGUUGCUGAUUGAGAAAUAUACAAGCAUGAGAUCGGGGCGCUUGUAUUUAUCUUACUUGGGAAAAAUUACUGUUCAGGGCUUUUUCACUCUUCAAA
This is a messenger RNA of Juglans microcarpa x Juglans regia, 1468 nucleotides long. RefSeq names its product S-adenosylmethionine carrier 1, chloroplastic/mitochondrial. Gene Ontology annotation, biological process: transmembrane transport. Gene Ontology annotation, molecular function: S-adenosyl-L-methionine transmembrane transporter activity. The record is from RefSeq and is a predicted model, not a curated record. Gene Ontology annotation, cellular component: mitochondrial inner membrane. Lineage: Eukaryota; Viridiplantae; Streptophyta; Magnoliopsida; Fagales; Juglandaceae.